Thrips palmi is the source of this 1146-nucleotide messenger RNA. Its product is annotated as dnaJ homolog subfamily C member 30, mitochondrial-like. The coding region runs from base 269 to 928 and encodes 219 amino acids. Lineage: Eukaryota; Metazoa; Arthropoda; Insecta; Thysanoptera; Thripidae. The record is from RefSeq and is a predicted model, not a curated record. The transcript has a single exon.
UACUGCUGCAGCUGCACCCCCGCCGCCCUUGAGUUUAUUUGGAUACAGGGAUAACAUACAGCAGAAGAAACCUGAUCAAAGUGUCUCCUACGAACCAUCAGCAGCCUCAGAAACUGAAAAUUGUGUGCUUGAAGUCUCUAUCUUCAACCCUGCCUUACUCUCGCAAGAUAAGAAGCCCUGUUAUGUCAAGACAACAGAGUGUCUGACGUGUGAAGAAGUGGACACUAACCUCGUUGAAGUUUUACUUCACUUUUAUUAAUCCUAAACAAUGAUGAUUUCUCUCAAAACGAGAGGAUUACGGUUGCCAACGGAGGGUAUUAGGUGCUUUUCUGUUAGAUCCUCGCAAUGUCAGAAGUCUCAUUAUGAUACGUUAAAAAUUUCUCCAAAUGCUAGCCAAGCUGAUGUUAAGUCAGCAUACUAUAAACUUUCCAAGCAAUAUCAUCCAGACGCAAAUAUAAACGACCCUACCGCUACUGUAAAGUUUCAAGAAAUAAGUGAAGCUUACGAAGUUUUAGGAAAUGAAGAUUCCCGGAUGCGGUAUGAUAAGGGAAUGGCGCCUCUAGAUCGCAUGGCCUCAGGGACAAGGAAAGCUGGCUUUAAAGUUCCAGAAGAUCCAAGAGCAGCUUUUUACAAAUCAAGACUUCAGAACAAGAUGAAAGUUCCUACAACUGGACGAAUUUACAACUUUGAUGAUUGGACCAAAAACCACUAUAGUGCAUCUAUAAAGACUAACAGGGAUUUGCGGAAUCAGGCAAGGACAGCUGUCAAACGAGAUAUACAAUACUCAGAUACUGAAAAUGAGAGACGAAUGGACAAGAAACUUGUGAUGCUCGAAAAAAGAGUUGCCAUUACUUUAGUUUCAAUCUUUCUUUUUUUGGCAGUGUUGUAUGAGUUGGAUCAACCAGACACUCCUAGGCCAUUAAAGUAAUUUUGGAUGUCUAUAGAAUCUGUUUUCUUGUGUAAUAAUAAUUUGUGGUUUUUUUGUUGUUGUUUUCCAUCUGUUAUCUGUUGUACUACUUUUGUGUGCACUGUGUGCAUAUGUAUGAUUAGAGCUUGAUGCCCACCACUCAGGGCAGAGGUAAUACUUGAUGGCUGUGAUUGUGCAAGUUUGUAUUCAAAUGCAAAAUACACACAAAUUAUCAGUUG